CGUUCAGAAAUGAAAGUAAAAGUACUCAGUCGUAAUGCUUCAGAUUAUGUUCGUGAAACUUCUCAAGACAUUCAUAAAAUCAAAAGAAACCUAGAUCCUAAACUGCAUCCUUUUGAAAAAGCACGUGAAUAUACAAGAGCACUUAAUGCUGUCAAAUUGGAACGCCUGUUUGCUAAACCUUUUGUGGGUGCUUUGAGUGGUCAUGUAGACGGUGUCUAUUGCAUGGCUAAACAUCCUCUGAAUUUAACCACAAUCAUAUCCGGUAGUGGUGACGGAGAAUUGAGAAUAUGGAAUCUAUCCGAACAAACAACUACUUGGAAAAUAUCCGGACACAAGGGCAUUGUCAAAGGUGUUUGUUGCAGUCCAACAAAAAGUAAUUUUUAUUAUUCUUGCGGGACAGAUAAAACUGUAAAAAUUUGGAAUCCUAAUGAGCUUAACGAUGAGCCAAUAAACACGUUUAUUGGGAAGUCUGCUUUCAGUGCGAUUGAUCAUCAUCGUUCUGAUUUAAUAUUUGCUACCUCUGGUUCGCAGGUUGAUAUUUGGGAUGAAAAUAGAUCGAAUCCUAUUAAAUCGUUUACUUGGGGAGCAGAUACAAUACACGCUGUUAAAUUUAAUCAAAUUGAAUCAAGUAUUCUUGGGAGUUGUGGUACGGACCGAUCAAUUGCUCUUUAUGAUCUUCGAAUGAAUUCCCCUUUGGCAAAAUUAAUUUUACAGAUGAAGACAAAUGCUAUUUCAUGGAAUCCGAUGGAAGCAUUUAACUUUACGGCGGCAAAUGAAGAUCAUAAUUGCUAUACAUUCGAUAUGCGUAAAAUGGAUUGUUCUUUGAAUGUACUUAAGGGACAUGUCUCAGCAGUAUUGGACUUGGAUUAUUCACCAACAGGUGAAGAAAUAGUUACAGGCGCAUAUGAUAGAACUCUUCGUAUUUUUCAUUCACGAAAAGGACAUAGUCGUGAUAUUUACCAUACUAAACGGAUGCAAAGAAUUUUCUGUGUGAAAUAUAGUAUGGAUUCAAAAUAUUUGCUUUCAGGUUCGGAUGACGGAAACGUUCGACUUUGGAAAGCAAAUGCAUCAGAGAAAAUUGGCCCGAAAGACUAUAGAGAACGAGCGCAUUUAGAAUAUGCGGAAAAACUUAAAGAUCGAUAUAAAAAUUUACCAGAAAUUAAAAGAAUAUCCAGGCACCGACCUAUACCCAAGGCAAUUAAAAAUGCACAGAGUACAAAACUUAUUAUGUUACAAUCUCAACGUCGGAAAGAAGAGAAUUUGCGCAGGCAUUCUAAAAAGGAUUCUGUACCAUAUAAAGCCGAGAGGAAGAAAAAAUUUUUAAUUGUUCCGAUAAGUGAAAUUAGUAUUGUGGCAUUUCUGCAAAUAAUUAUUUGA
This is a messenger RNA of Dentiscutata erythropus, 1377 nucleotides long. The record is from the annotation of a GenBank genome assembly. NCBI's taxonomy places the organism in Eukaryota, Fungi, Glomeromycota, Glomeromycetes, Diversisporales, Gigasporaceae.